GACUCGGAGGCAAUAAUGAUCGGAAAUGGUGGACUCGGGGGGCGGUAGAUCGGAAAUGGUGGACUGGGAGGCGGUAUGAUCGGUAAUGGUGGACUGGGAGGCGGUUCAUUGAACGGAAACGGUGGCAUUGGCGGUGGAUCUAUGUUUGGAGGCGGAAAGUUUGGUGGUGGAAUGGGAAAUGGAGGUCUUGGAGGACUUGAAGGUCUCGGAGGUGGAAACAUGAAUAAUGGUGGACUAAAUGGAAACAACGGUUUUGGUGGCAGUAAUGGAGCAAUCGGUGGAAAUGGUGGCUUUGGAGGCAAUGGUGGCCUCGGAGGUAAUGGUGGCUUCGGAGGCAAUGGUGGUCUUGGUGGAAAUGGUGGACUCGGAGGAAAUGGUGGCCUUGGUGGUAUGGGUGGUCUUGGUGGCCUUGGCGGUAUGGGUGGACUUGGCGGUGGAUUUGGGAAAGGUUCAAUGGCAGGUUCCGGAAUUUUAGGUGGUGGAAACCUUGGAGGCUUAGGGGGCGGAAACAUUGGAGGCGGUGGUUUAGGAGGCGGUAACAUCGGAGGCGGAGGCUUAGGGGGCGGUAACAUUGGAGGCGGUGGUUUAGGAGGCGGUAACAUCGGAGGUGGUGGAUUAGGGGGCGGUAACAUUGGAGGCGGUAUGGUGAAUGGUGGCUUUGGUAUGGGAGGUCUUGGUGGAUCAGGAGGUAUGAACAGACUAAGAAAAUCCUAUUAGACACUUGUGACCAAUCCUUGGAAGUACAAUCCUUAAAAUUUCGCUUUUUUCGCCUGCGUGAUUGCAUUCUUUAUUUUUAGAUCUACCGUGAAAUGAAAUUAUGACAUAUGUCGGACACUGUGCUUUCCUACAAUAUAUUUGUACUAUUUCUUAAAUUGUUACUUUAUCGACGAAACUUUGUGUACUUUGAAGAUUAAAGAUGAAUUAAAUGAUGAUGAUAAUGAUGAUGAUGAUCUAGAUUGUUAAAACAACAGAUGAUAUGAACAAACUUGUUGGACUUAUAAUUAAAAUAUAGGAUGUAGCUUCCUGGUAAUGGUUUAUUACACCUAUCUUUAUAGGAAUGAAUGUUUCGUAUAUGAGUUCGUUUAUAUACGAAUGAUAGUUUAUGUAAUCGGAAAUAGAGAUAGUGUAUAUAAUAUUUAUGUCAUAAUUUGUGUCCUUUUUACAUUUAUAUAUUAAUAAUAUUUUAUAUGUGAAUAAAAUAAACUUAUGCUGCA
Molecule: messenger RNA, 1214 nt
Organism: Ruditapes philippinarum (Manila clam)
Lineage: Eukaryota; Metazoa; Mollusca; Bivalvia; Venerida; Veneridae
Product: acanthoscurrin-2-like
Exons: 5
Coding region: 76-717 (213 amino acids)
Source: RefSeq, a predicted model, not a curated record